GCGGUGCUAUCUUUGGCCGUUUUUUGUUUUUGGUUCUUGUAUAACGUUUUUGUUAUGUUUGUGUUUGUGAGCGUGAACUGCGAUGGACGUGAACUAUCGGCUGUUGUCGUGUCGGUGUGCCGCGCUGCAAAGCUACACUCUACUGUAGAUUUGCGACUUACCCAAGUGGAGACUUGACCAUGAUUCAUUCUAUUCUCCCCUGCUUGCUCCUUGGCAAAUAAAGUCGAACGUUGAGUAGCGCAGCGCAAGCGAAAUUAACAGCUAACAAAGAUGACAACAGGCCUGCUUAAUUCUAUAGCCGCAGCUGAAGCGUUCGUUGCUUGCGUUGGGGGUUUUCCGACGUCGCGAGGUCACUGCGAACGAAAUUCUUUUUCUUUGUGGGCAUAGAAAUAUACAUACAUAUAUAUACAUAUAUAUAAAGGCAAAUACGUAUGCAUGUGCAAGCGCCGAGCAUUUUUCUACGAAUAUACGAGUGUGUGCGUAUUUGGUGAGCGAUCGUUUAUGGCUGACUGGCUGGCAGUAUGCUUAUCCGCAUGCCCUCUCUUUCUGCUCCUUAUUUUUUGCUAUUGCUAUUAUGGGUUCUUCUCUGUGCGACUUGGGAUCGACUGCUGCUUCGGCUUGAAGCGUGAUUUGUUGUUAUUACAAUGACGAUUGUCGCGCUCAGCCCUAGUAUUCAGUGUAUUAAACGAAUGCGCCUGAUGUUAUUGUAGUUGUAAUUCUCAUAUAUCGCAAACAUUUGGUUAGCAUUGCUGUUGUAUUUAUUGUAGUCGACGCGCUGAUUUUGGCUUUGACGUUGUUGUAGCCGUAGCCGCAGCCACAGCCUCGGCUUGGGCUCGGGUGGAUGGUUGGUUGAUUAGUGUUUUGCCUGGAUUUUAUUAGUUGGUUUUUAAACUUGGUCGUGAGAGGGUAGUGAAAAGUGAAAAUCGGACAAUAUAAACAGAACAGUUGAAACGCAUAAAGAAAGCAGCAACCCAGCAAAUAAGAAAGCAGUGAACUGCGCAGCUGGAAAAGUGAGUGAAUGAGGAAGAAUUUGUGAGACAGUCGUUGAAGUGGAGUGGGGUAACAAUUGAAAGUGCGUAAACAAUUACUUGGAGUGGUCCAAAUAAAAAAGUUAACUGAGUUUAUAAGAAAAAAACUUAAACUGUUGAACGGUGUACUACACUUGUGCGCCAACUUACAAAAAUUGUAGUGAAAUAUUUCGUGAAAAGCUUUGUGAAUGGAUGCGCUAAGAGCUAGCAUCGCUUUUGCUAAUCCACUGGACGCAUACUCAGCUAACAGCGCUACAAAUACAAGAACGCCCAAAAAGUCGAACACUCCGGAAUCCAUAUUGCGAUCGUCGCCAGCUUCCUCACCAAGUACUUCACCGAAAGCUGUCGCUACAGCAGCAAACAUUGCGCCGCCUUCGCCUGCACACUCUUCAGGCGCUUCGUCGUGCUCUUCGCGGUCCAGACUGCGCGUAGCAACCCCCGACUCGGAUACGCCUGGCGCUGGUGCUGGUGGUGGUGAAAUGAGUGUGAGUGGUGGAAGUCAACUUGGCGCAGCGUUGGAUAUGAAGACGAAGGGCUCAGCAGUUACCUCUGUGGCUGCCGUCACCGCCGCCGCCGCCGUUGAGCUAUUGCAUGCGGGGGCGCCAACUUCUCAGAUGCAGUCGCAGAAAAUCAAAAAAUGUGCGUUUAAUAAACAAAAUAAACCUUUUUCUGAAAUUGUAGAUGUAAAUAUAAAAUUUUCAAAAAUUACUCGAGGCACAGCACGAGCUGUCGACGUUGCCGAAAACAAUAACAACAACCAUGAUAAAAACAAUAGCAAUUUGACGGCAAUAGUUGAUAGUAACUUUGUGGAGCAAAAUGUUUUGGCAACAACGACAAUGUCUGCCCCGAAGUUACUACGAAGUUGUCGCAGCAAAAGUAGUCCUAGACUGCAGCAACUCUAUCAGCAACAACAACAACUGCAACGACAACAAAAAUCUAUGUCAUUGCAGCGGCAACAACAACUAGAAAAACAUACCAAAUGUUACGUACAGAAACCGAAAACCAAAAAAUAUUUCAAAAAGAAAUUUAGACUUGAACAAGAACGCCAAUUUGCUGAAGCUGAACAGCUACAACAACAGCAACAGCAACUUUACUCGUCGACAAAAGAAAAUUUUUUACUUACCCUCGAUUUACUUGCAGUGGUUCGCCGUAAUGCUUCCGACAAGUUGCGCCUCAUCCAAAUGGUUCAUGACAAUCCGAUACUUUGGGAUUCGCGUCUGCCCAAUUUUAAGGGCGCCGAAGAAGAGAAGAAUCGCGCUUGGGAAAUGAUUGGCAAGGAGUUCAAUGCGCCGGGGCGGCGAGUGGCGCGCGCCUUUAAAUCUCUGCGUGAAUCGUAUCGACGCGAGUUGGCGCAUGUCAAAUUAAUGGGCAACGGUUUUAAGCCAAAGUGGAGUCUCUAUGAAGCAAUGGAUUUCUUGCGCGAUGUCAUCAGAGAGAGAAAAGGCGGUUCGCACGCAGCUGAACAGGCGGCCAUUGGCCUUAAUUUGAGCGCAUUCUCGCAGCACUUAAAUAAUAAUAACAACAAAUCGACACUGAAACUCAACGCAUUGCACUCGUCUUUCAACGAGAGUGCACUGAAUUUGUCGAAAUGCGCACCAGGCCUGAGUAUGAGCCAUGAAGACUACUAUUACUAUGUGAAAUCGGAAAUGGAUCUGUCAGCAGGGCAUGCGGGUAGCAACGGCAUUGGUGGUGGCGGCAAUGCAGCUGUGCCCAUACAUCCACUGCCGGCGCAUCAAACACAGCAGCAGCAGCAACAACAAUUACACAGCGCUGCGCAUGACAGCCGCGUUUCGUCCACGCGCAAUGACAGCACCACGCAGCACAGCAACACUUUCGACGAUCUUGACGCAUCAUCGGUACGCAGUGGCGACGAAGCCUCCAUGCGCAAUGCGGACAUGAGCAAUCAGGGUUCCGACGAGGUGGAGGAGCUGGAAGCCAUAGAUGCCGAUUUUCCCUAUCCCCUCAUACUCGACGCCAAUUCCCCGCGUUCCAUGAGCGCAGCAGGCGGCAAUGGCAACAUUGGUGGCAAUGCUGUUGGUGGCAGUGGCGCUUUGAAACGUAAACGACGUGACCUCAACGGUGACGGCAUGGACGAUGGUGCUGCGGAUGACGAGGAUGACUACGAGGGCCAGAUGAUGCAACAGCAUCGUCAUUUGCGCCAACAAAAUGGCGGUAUGGGAGGCGGUGGUGGCGGUGGCAUGAAUGGCUGUAUGCUGGAUAUGCCGCCGCCGCAGACAGUGCGUGAGGUGUUGAACUCCAAAUUUUGCGGCUUCAUUUCGGCGAAACUCAAUAGCAUGGAAGACACGGAGGCGGAUAAUUUAAUGAACAAAAUACUCAUGUUGUUGGUGCAGACGCAAACAAGCGAAGCCAAAUAGGCGCUGGACUGUGAUACAAGUAUUGGGUAGCAGCGUGUAGCAAAUAUGAUGCCAACUGCUUACCAUAAAUGUAUGAGUGCGUGAGUAUGCAGUUACUUUUACGGGGAACGUGGUGUCAGGCAUUUCUAUAAGAUAUUUUCAACCAAUUUUGAAGUUAUUCAAAAGCCAUAUUUUUUAGUUUUAUAUAUAAAAGUUAGCUCUUACAUAUAUUCUACUUUGCUGGAUGUGGUUUUUUGUAAAAAUGUUGUAUAUUAUUUAAUAACGCUUCUAGUUUUAAGUUUAUCCCGUUACUAGCACAUUGGCUCUCUAAUUAAAUGCUCAAAAUGAAGAAAUUAAAAGCGAUCUACAUGCCUAACUUCGUCAGUGGGUUUAAAUACAUUUUGCUCAAAAUGAAAUUUGUGUUUAUUAUUUUAUUCAAAUAAAUAAAUUAUAUUAAAUAAUAAUAAUAUGCUUAAGUUUAUUAUAUUUUGUUCGAAACAUCAAAGCAAUUUCAAACUUAUUAUUAGUUAAAGGUCUGAAUAAAUAAAAUUAUAAAUUUUCAGUUUGUCUCCUUAUUAUUUAUUUAUAUUUAGAGAAAUAGGAAUACAUUAUUAUUUUUUAUUAUUUUACUUCUAUUUUGAGUUCGGUUCGAUUACUAAUUCUCAAAAUCUACUCGUUAAAUGGUAAUUGACAAAUAAAUAAAUUUCGAUUUUCAAUUUUGUAUACAUCAUCGAUUUCGUUAAGAGCUUUACUGUAAAAAUAUGGUUCAUUCGUUCCUUUAUCCGAUUUCCAGAAAAAAAAAACAAUUGUUCUAUUGUUCAAGUUUAUAUACUCUCGAAAUUUACAUUAGAAACUCUGGUUAAAAAGGGGAAUUAAAGUAAAGAAGUCGUAAAAUAAAACAAAAUAGCAGAUUUUAUAAAUUAUUUGUUAUUAAAUAAAGCAACUAUUGUGAGAAAAUAUAAUUUUAAAUUAUUAAUUAUGAAUUUCAGUUCUUAUCUUAGAUAUUUUAAAACUCAAUGUCACACAAAUUGUUUUCUUGAAAUGAUUGUGUCUUUUGAUAUUAAAAUAAUAAUUUUUAUCAAUUAAUUAUUCAUCGUUUAUUUAAAGAUUUUAAUAUAAUUUUCUUCGACUUAUUUAAAUUUCGGUUUCGCUAAUUUUUAGUUUUUCAAUUGGUAAUAUUUUUUAAUUCAUAGGCGACGGAGAACAAUUAAGGUAAAAAUUAUUUGUGAACAAUAAGAAAAUAUGGACAAAAUACUAAAAAAAUAAAUUAUAAAAAACAAUAAAAUUUUAAAAAUUUAAUACUUUGAAUCUUUAGAAAAAAUUAUAUUAGCUACUGUUUAAAACAAAAAUCUGAAUUAUUAAAACUGAAAUACAAAUUAGUUUAAUAAAAAGUAAUUAUGAAAAAAUAACAAAUUUAAAAAAUAAUAUUAAUAAUAUAUUCUAUUUACAAAAAUUAAUAAUAUGACUAUCAAAUGUGUAUAAAUAUUUUUGCAGAUUAACGAAAUUGCAAGUUAUACAAGUUUAAAUAUUUUUAAAAUCAAGAGAUUUUCAAAUUACUAAAAAACAACUUUAAAGCAUUUUUUAACUCAUCUAUUUACAAAAAUUCCUACAUAAAAACCUAUUCCUAAAUGAAAAGUUAUAUAAUUUUCAAAAGUAAAAUAUUAAAGUAAAGAGUAAAUGAAACAAAAUUAUUAAAAUAUGCUAUAUAAAUAUGUACAUAUGUCGCUUCAUAAUUCUAAGUUCCAAUAACCGAUGUUAUGAAACAAAAGCUAUUUUUCAGAGAAUGUUCAUCGCAUCUUAAAACAAUAGGAUCAUAUCUAUCAACUAAGUGUUUGAAAAAUAGAAAAGUUUAAAGUAUUAGUUAGAAUGCUUAAUUUUGUAAUUAAAAAAAUAAAAAACCUGUUAAUAUUGCGGUUGUAUUGAGCUUGCCAUAUAUAAUAUUUACAUAGUUUAUUUAUAAAAAAAUCGUACAGAAAUUUACUUUGACUGUACUUUAAAACAGCGCUUGCGCCAAAGAGAGACUUCAGAAAAUGUGAACGGCAAUUCAAUGUUGCACUGUUUUCUACAAAAAUUGAGGUUUUGUAUGCCCUAAUGCCAAAAACUUGCCAUACCAAAUUGAAUAACAAAACAAAAAUGCAAACAAAUUAAAUAUGAGGUUAAUUAAUAUGAUAAUUACUAUUUGAAAUUUGGAAACUGAAAUAACAGUUGAUUAACAUUGAAAUUAAUUUGUUUACAGUAUAAAGACCUGUAAAAAAAUCAACUCAGCUCUUCUACUGCAAAUACUAACUGUGGAAAUUGGCUUGAGUUAGGAGAGUCAAUUUGUUUUUGUCAACCUGCUAUCUCUUAAAAUUAAAAAAUAUUUGAAUUAAACUAUUAAUGACAUAAUUAAAACAAAUCUUAAUAUCUUUUCCAACUUUUUCUUUGAUUCCGAAAGGAAAAAAAUCCGUAAGAGAACGAAAUGAAAAUUGUUAAUGUCUACAAUCGUAUCCUUAGACAUGAAAAUAUGUAUUAUAUAAGCUAUUAAGACAUUAAAAAUUAUAAACAAAUGCCAAGUUAAUUGCCAUAACUAUUCUGGAAAAAGGACAUAUCAAUACAUUUAAAAUAUAUUUUUAAAAAGUUCUAAUUAUGAUAAAAUAAAAGUUGAAAUAUUUUCUUUUCUAAGUUUUGUAUGUUGAACAACUUUACACAUAAUAUGUUAUGUAAUUAGUGUAUAAUCCCAGUAAUCAAAAGUUGAUAACUACUCAUACAUAUAAGUGAAACUAUUAUUAUAUAAUAUGAAAAUAUAUUAAUUAUUAUAAAUUUUAUAAAUCUAAAAAGUGAUGUUUCUAUAUAUGGUGAAUGUGAAUAUGCCACAUGCGGUUUUCAACUCACUUCAAUUGAAAUUUUACAAUCUGAUCUAAAAACAGCUGAAGCCAAAAAUGGAAAAGUUGAGUUAAUAUAGUUUCACAACUACUCUAAUCCUAAAUCGCAUAUUGUUGUUAAAAAUAGCCUUCUUGUCGUCUUUGACUAUGUGACUGCUUAUGAGACUGCAAAAGAAGUAGUUAUUAUUGAAAAGACACUCAGUUACCACAAACACUUUUCUGAAUUGGUACUUCGAAAUGUUCCGUUAUUCGAACUAUUACGAACGCCAUUUUCGUAUAACUGCAAAUCAGUUUUGUUUUAGUUAAGUUGUAAAAUAAAUCAAAACUCAUUCAUCGGUUUCAUAUUCACUGUUUUAUAAACAUUAACUAAAAUGUAUUAUUUUCAUUUUCGAGUGAAAAUAAUGCAAUAAAAUACCGGACAAUUACAACUUUUACUAAAAUUGGAUGAAGCUAAAAAUGAUUUAUUUCAACUUUAAUUGAAUUUAUUCGGGUGAUGAAUUGUACUAGGGAUAAAACUAUUAAAACUGUUAUGUUAAAAGAAGUUGAUUAAAAAUAUAUUAGAAAAGGUUUAAGUUAUAGCCUAGAUAUAUUACAAAAUCAAAAAACUGUAGUAAUAAAUUUUAUAAUCGUUUGCCAUUAACUUUCUUAUUUUAGAAAUGUUGAAAUAUACAAUUUUUUUACAAAUAAA
Messenger RNA from Bactrocera dorsalis (oriental fruit fly), 6931 nucleotides. RefSeq lists its product as uncharacterized. The record is from RefSeq and is a predicted model, not a curated record. The coding region runs from base 1217 to 3403 and encodes 728 amino acids. The transcript is spliced from 2 exons. Gene Ontology annotation, cellular component: transcription regulator complex; nucleus. Gene Ontology annotation, biological process: regulation of transcription by RNA polymerase II. Lineage: Eukaryota; Metazoa; Arthropoda; Insecta; Diptera; Tephritidae.